GUCCUAAGAUGGCGGACCGGCGGAGACGCAGGAGGCGCGCGUCUCAGGACAGCGAGGACGAGUCCGGCUCCGGCUCCGGUUCCGACAGCUGCGGCUCGGCCUCCCCGUCCUCCAAGACCCGGACCCGAGAACCGGAGCUCCCCGAGGCCACCGCCGAGAGGAGCGGCCCGAAGAGCGACGAGGAGUCCGAGUGUGAGAGUGAAGAUGGAGUUGGAGAAGCGGUGUUGUCUGAUUACGACAGUGCAGAUCCAGAGGAGAACGGCUCUCACUCCGAGGGCGCAGAGGAAGAGGAGGCGUUCACCGAGGAGACGACCACGCCCACCGCCGCCCAACAGGAAGUGACCAAAGCCCCUCCCUCCGAAGACACACCCCCUAGAGACGAGGAGGAGAAUGAACCCAAAGAGGAGAGCAAGACGGACGACAAGAACAACGUGACAGGGGAGAGACAGAGCGGGGACGGACAGGAGUCGACAGAUGAUCCAGAGACAAAGUCUGGAGGGAAACAGAAACUGGACGACGACGAAGACCGAAAAAACCCAGCCUACAUCCCCCGAAAAGGACUGUUCUUUGAACACGACCUGAGAGGAGCCACACAAGAGGAGGAGAGACCCAAAGGACGAAACCGGAAACUGUGGAAGGACGAAGGUCGAUGGGAACACGACCGAUUCAGAGAAGAAGAACAAGCUCCAAAAAGUCGAGAAGAACUCAUCGCCAUCUACGGAUACGACAUCAGGAGCAACAACAACCGCAGCAACAACCGGAACAACGCCGGGAACAACACUGGGAAUAACACCGGGAACAACACUGGGCCGGCCGACAGGAGGAGGGAGAGGAGGAACAGGCCGGCGGCGUCUCCGAGUCGGGGGGAGCAGCGUUGGCGGGAGGAGCGUCCCGUCCGGUCGUGGCAGGGUGGAGGUCCCAGAGCCCCGCCUCCUCAGGCCGUUAACCAAUCGGCUCCUUCCGCGCCCAGAGCCAGAGCCCCGCCCCCCAGGAGCCGCGGCCCCAACGCCCCGCCCCCUUCGUACAGGAGCGAUAGGACCGAGGGCCCAAAUGUGCGAGGCCCCCACGCCAGAGGGGACAGGCACAGCCCGAAGGUGGCGCUGGAGUUUACGGCAGGUGGGGGGGGCUUGGCCACGGCCAGAGGGGGGCGUGGCUUCAGAGGAGCGCCCGACGACGUCACGCUGGACGCUAACGAGGCGGAUCGCGUCCUGAGCGAAGGCGCCGUCUAUCACCAAACGCCAGAGCAGAAGCCACUCCCCCUGUCCUCCGACUCCACCCCUCAGAAUGCCCCGUCGCCCGCCUCGACCAAUCGGGACGGAUCUCCCUCCACGGAGCGCCCGGUGGAGAGGAAGUCGUACUCUCUGGUGCGACGGACUCGCUCGCGGCCCGCCGACAUGGGCAGCAAACAGACGUCUGUGGAGGACACGCCCCCCGCGCCCUCGCCCAAGUCCUGGGCCACGGGCGACGCCCCCUCAGGCGGCACCGGGGCGGGGCCCGCAGGCGGACUCUCUGACAUGGAACAAGACCUGGCACGACUCAGUCUGGGUCAGAACUGGAGCCAGAGCCCCACGUCCUACAUCCGCUCUGAAAUGCGAGGUCUGUCUAACCCUCUGCACGUCCCCGGUGGACAGUUCCCGCCUCUGGACGAGAUGAGCUCAAACCGAGCGAAGCGUUACUCCGCCCACCGCCAGAGGAGCGUCCCAGACCCCGCCCCCCCGAUGCACCUGGGCGUCAUGGAGGGACACUACUACGAGCCCAUGUCGUACCAGGGGCCAAUGUACGGUCACAGCGAUGGCCCCGCCCCCUUGGCGCCGCAGGGCAUGCUGGUGCAACCGGAGAUGCACCUGCCACAUCCAGGUCUACACCCGCACCAAUCAGGAGGCCCCAUCACAAACCCCGCCCUCUUCGGAGCCCCGUCGGUCUCCUUGUCGCCGGCGCAACCGCAGCAGCUCCUCCCACCGCCGUUUUACCCGCCCCCAGGGGUCAUGACCUUUCCUUACCCCGCCAUGUACCCCACCCCCCAGGCCCAGGCCCAGGUGACGUACGGCGGUGUGACGUACUACGACACCGUACAGCAGCAGGCUCAGCCCAAACCUUCGCCGCCGCGCCGAACCUCGCAGCCCGUCACCGUCAAAGCCCCGCCCCCGGAGCUGUCCGUCAACGCCAACGCUCCGCCCCCGGAGCUGCCCUACGCCUCCGAGUGACCCGCCCCCUCCCCCGCACUCACGAGCCCCCCCCUCCCCCGGCGGGACGCGCAGACGGCCCGGCGGGAGCAGCAGACCGGAGCGAGCGUGGACGACCUUUGACCUGUGGGAUGUUUCCAGACGGAGAGCGGCAGGAGGACUUUUCUUUCUUUUCUAAUGAUUUUUUUUACGGUUUGGCGUUGCCGCCGUGUGUUCGGUUCAAGCGUUCUGUUCGUACUGUUCCAGACGCCGUGUUAAUAAAGUUUCUUUGUAUGUGUCAUGUGAUCACAGCGCUCGCGUCUGAUUGGUUCAUGUUUUAGUUUAAAGAGACUAUUUGCUGCUGAAAAAAUCAAUAAAUCUGUAACAAAG
Messenger RNA from Boleophthalmus pectinirostris (great blue-spotted mudskipper), 2552 nucleotides. RefSeq names its product casc3 exon junction complex subunit (gene casc3). Gene Ontology annotation, cellular component: exon-exon junction complex. Gene Ontology annotation, molecular function: mRNA binding. Gene Ontology annotation, biological process: mRNA processing. Lineage: Eukaryota; Metazoa; Chordata; Actinopteri; Gobiiformes; Gobiidae. The coding region runs from base 9 to 2204 and encodes 731 amino acids. The transcript has 13 exons. The record is from RefSeq and is a predicted model, not a curated record.